AUUAAAAGUAACAAAUCAUGAUUAUAAAUUAGGAUAUUGUAUCACAUGUAAGUUACAAUAAUAAUCAUAAUGGGACAAUAAGAAUACCACCAUUAUUUAGCUUGUCUAAAAUGAGCUCAAGGGCAUAUGUAAAUUUUAUGAAUUUAAAAAAUAAGAAAAAAAUCAUUCAAAAUAACUAUAAAAUGAACUAUAAAAAAAGUUCAUAUAAAAGAGUGAAUAUUGAUUGUUUAAAAAAAUCUUAUCUAUUGUUAGAAUAAUUGUAUUAAUGUAGAAUCUAGACAUUACUGCUAUACGCCCACAGAUACAUAAUAAGAACAUCAAGUACAGAGCAAAAUGUAAUAUUCUUUCAUUCUUUGUGAAGCACUAUUGAUCAUAAAAUCUUAGGGAUACUCUAUCUCCUUUCUAGAAAAAAAAAAAAAAAAAAUCAUUCAAGAUACAUAUGGUUCUAGCUGAUUAUAAAACACGAGAUAUUAAUCUUUCACGAUACUUCUAUGAUAAUGUAAUUAGCUCCAAAUCAAAUAUCAUUAAUCGUAAUUUCAAAUAUCAUGGUAAUUCCAUAUUACACCGUGCUUAUUUCCUUAAAUACAAGAUAAUAUUGAUACUUAAAUUAGAAGAAAUACAAGGAGUGAAAAUACGGAGUAAUUAAUUAAAACAAUCAAACACAACAAUCAAAGACAUAUAAGUAAAGAAACCGGCAUAAUUGCAUAAAAAUGCUUCGAAAAUAAACAUGUUAUAUGUUUGUUCUUUUAUGAUUUUAUGCACAUAAACGCGUAAUUAAGUCCUCAUAAAUUACGUUUGCCGUUUCUCCUCACUUAAAAGAAGAUCCCACCAAAAAAAAAAAAAUCCAAAAAAAAAAAAAAAAAAUUAACAAAAAAGAAAAAAUGAAAAAAAGGGUAUAAAUCAGCUUGGUGGAGGAAUGCUUGUCACCUACUCAUAUAAGCUUCCAAUCUCCACCUUCUCUCUCACAUUAACUUUUGUGCAAAAAAAACACACCUCACGCAAAGUUCACCCCUUAAUCUUACAAAAUUCUGAAAAAAUAAAGUACUAAAUUUAUAAGCUUUAAGCUUAAUUUAUAUUACUACUACUUUGAAAUUCAAUUUCCCCUGUUUGUUCUUUCUUACUCUGUUUUUUUUAGCUUAAUUACUCUGUUUCUAAACAAAAAGAAGAAAAAAUGGAGAGGCAUAGAUGUAAACUUUGUUUUAGGAAGUUUGCAAAUGGGAGAGCUUUAGGAGGGCACAUGAGGUCUCACAUGCUUAAUCAUUCUGUCGCUUCGAAACCCGACUCUCCGGCACCACCACCACCACAACUGCGGAUGCGAACACCUAGUUGGUCGGAGACUGAAUCUCCACCACCAUCGUCUGUGUCACACUUUUUAUCAUCGAGUGAUUCAGAACACGAAGACGAGGUUGAAUUUGCAACUCAUGAUAAUGAUGAAUUGAUAGUAGCUGAACCGACUGGAUCAUCGUCACUUGUUACUUCACAAGAUAGAGAAAGUGAGACGGAGUCGUUUAGGAAGAAGAAUCAUCCUACUCGAAAGCGAAGAUCAAAGCGGAUUCUUCAGAAACCGGCUUCUUCAACUUCGUUCGAUUAUCACUACUUUGAUCAUCAACAACGACAACAUUAUGUUCGGGGUUGUAGGAAAUCGAGUGGUUCGAGUGCGGUUGAUGUGGAGGCGGACCUGCCAGUUAGUUCGAUCACGGAAGUUACUUCCGAGGAAGACUUAGCCUUCUGUCUCAUGAUGAUGUCGAGAGACAAGUGGAAUAGCUCAGUUGGUAAGCGUACUACUGCAACAACAAAGAACAAUAAUAACAAGAAGAUGAAAUACAAGUGUGAUACUUGUAACAAAGGUUUUAGAUCGUAUCAAGCAUUAGGGGGUCACAGAGCAAGUCAUAAGAAAAUUCGAGUUAAUGAAUCCGAGCAAAGAGCUGAUAACACUAACGAAGACGAAAAUCGGGUGGAUGAUGGAUCGGAUUCGAUGAUGAUAAAGAAGGUUCAUGAAUGUCCGAUUUGUCUAAGAGUUUUUGCUUCUGGACAAGCUCUUGGUGGUCACAAAAGAUCUCAUGUUCUUGUUUCGAAUAAUGGGGUUGAUCAUAACAACUUACUUGAUAAUAGUAAGAUAACGAAGAUCACUACUCGUGAUAGUUUGAUUGAUCUUAAUCUUCCUGCUUCUGUUGAAGAUGAAGAUGAUUCAGCUGUUUCUGAUGUUCAUUUCUGAUUAAGAAAUUUUAUAAGUCAAAAGAUAAUUCUAAUUUUAUUUUAUUUUUUAAGGGAAAAAGAUUAGUAUUGAUCAACUUUAAUUAGCAUUGUUUUGCUAGUAGUUGAGUUUAUUAUAUGACUUGGUCAUUUUAGUUUAUUUUGAGGGGUUGGAACAAAUUUGUUUGAUCUUUUGUCUGUAAUUAUCAAUUACUACUACUACUAUUACGAGUACAAUUGAUGUUAUUGAUACGAUUGUCUCAUUGCUAUU
Molecule: messenger RNA, 2464 nt
Organism: Chenopodium quinoa (quinoa)
Lineage: Eukaryota; Viridiplantae; Streptophyta; Magnoliopsida; Caryophyllales; Amaranthaceae
Product: zinc finger protein ZAT9-like
Exons: 1
Coding region: 1172-2215 (347 amino acids)
Biological process (GO): regulation of DNA-templated transcription
Source: RefSeq, a predicted model, not a curated record